UCUCCGUCUCUCCUGCAAGUCCAUAAUCACAGCCAUUUUCUGUACUCGGUGCCUUCGUGUGCGCGCUCAGCGGACUUUCCAGGAGGAUGACCCGCACAAGCGGACUUUAUAGUUUCAAUAUAGGGUUUUGCCUGCCCACUUGCAAACACCCGCCCUUUUUCAAAAGCACCAUUUAAGCUCACUUGGUCCCCCUGGCCCGCUCGGAGGCUUUCCUGGCCGACCUGUUGGAUGGCGUGUUGCCAGCGGAUGAACGAGUACAAGCUGGAAGAAGACCUGACCAAGGAGAAGGCGUUUAAGAGAUUUGCCCCAAGGAAAGGAGACAAAAUAUACAAAGAAUUUAAAAAAUUCUAUUUCUAUUCUGAUGCUUACAGACCUUUGAAAUUCGCGUGCGAGGCCGUACUAGAGGAGCACGAAGACGAGAUACUCUCUCUUAUCGCCCAGGAGGCACAUCACCUCGCUGACAAGCUGUGCAGUGGAAAGGCAGAUCUCUGCAAAACCGCUGCUAAGCAGACCGAACUCUAGGGUGCCAGGCCCAUCAGGUGGUGAGGAGGAGAGCCGCGCGCACAGGUCAACAUCCACGUUCAUAUCUGUAUGUUUUCUUCACGGAAAGAAAGUCUGCAUCUCUCAUUUAUACCGUGUCAUCUCAUGUAUGACAUUUUUUGGGAAAAUCUGUUGUUUGGCAUCACAACAAACCUGGUUCUUCCUGGUUCUUUCUAUAGGGGAGGUGAGGAGGGCAUAAAACAAAUUACCUUUCUGGAUUUUGGUACAGAGUUGGGGGUAAAGCAUUUAAUUUGAUAAUAGGAAAAAAGCGAAGCCAUUUCAUAAUGAAAUAAGGAUCUGAUAAUGCAUUUGUUUAUUUGGUGCACGUCUACAAGGAUCCUGUUCUCUUUGAUAAGAACUUGAUUUGAUUUCUUAAAUACUUGAUCGGUCAGGAAAUUAAGAAAAUAUAUUGCUACAAAUUCCAGAUUAUGUCUUCUUGGAUCUAUAUGGUGAUCAGUAAAGAAACAAGGCUAUUUUAUAUCAGGAAUGAAAAUCAAAUUUCCAGCUUUAAACCCUAAGUUUAAAAACUUUUUAAUCUCUAAAAUGUAAUUGAAUGUGUAAAAAAUAAUGAAUAUUUUUACAGCGAGCAGGACGGUGGUCUUUCUCAUGCAUACCUUCUGAAUUCAGAUGAUUCAGAAAGUUGAUUUAUGAUUACACUGUGCAUUCUUCAAAGAUGAUACCAAUGACCAUGUUUUGUUUUGCUGCAAACUCUAUCGCGCGUGUGUGUUUUAAAAGACUUUCGGCUAACAGUCAGCAUGUGUAUCUUCCUACUAACUAACCUGUUAUUCUCCCGACUUGGGUGUUUUGGUAGGUGAGGAGGUGGAGGGGAGGGGAGACCUUACGAGAAAUCAGCCAUUGAUCACACUUUGUGCAGAACCUAGUAAACAUAUUGCUCUUGGGUAUCUCACUGUCUCUCUUAAAUUUA
Molecule: messenger RNA, 1465 nt
Organism: Lutra lutra (Eurasian river otter)
Lineage: Eukaryota; Metazoa; Chordata; Mammalia; Carnivora; Mustelidae
Gene: CNPY1
Product: canopy FGF signaling regulator 1
Cellular component (GO): endoplasmic reticulum
Source: RefSeq, a predicted model, not a curated record